AUGGCCGAUCGAGACCAGGCUUCGCUGUCGGCGACGGGCACGCGCGGGCCGGCCGUCAACCGCGCCGUCAAGCCGACCAACGUCGGCCUCACCGCCUCGAUCUCGGCCGCCGUCGGCGUCCCGCACCGCUGCCCGACGUGCGCCAAGGCGUUCGCGAGGCGGUACGACCUGACUCGGCACGAGCGCCUGCACUCGGGCGAGCUGCCGUUCGAGUGCGGCAAGUGCGGCAAGCGGUUCCCGAGGAGCGACGCGAGGAGGCGACAUCUCCUCGGCGAGCGGUGCGAGCUCGAGAAGGAGGAGGAGGAGCGAGCGCGCCUCGAGCUCGUCUCUGCUCGCUCGCGAUGGUCCGGGAGACGUCUGUAGCCGCACAGUGCAACUGCAACGAGAUCGUGUCUCUCUC
Rhodotorula graminis WP1 is the source of this 400-nucleotide messenger RNA. RefSeq lists its product as uncharacterized. Gene Ontology annotation, biological process: regulation of DNA-templated transcription. Gene Ontology annotation, molecular function: DNA-binding transcription factor activity, RNA polymerase II-specific; RNA polymerase II cis-regulatory region sequence-specific DNA binding. Bases 1 to 363 code for a protein of 120 amino acids. The transcript has 5 exons. The record is from RefSeq and is a predicted model, not a curated record. Lineage: Eukaryota; Fungi; Basidiomycota; Microbotryomycetes; Sporidiobolales; Sporidiobolaceae.